Messenger RNA from Cladocopium goreaui, 903 nucleotides. Lineage: Eukaryota; Dinophyceae; Suessiales; Symbiodiniaceae. The record is from the annotation of a GenBank genome assembly.
AUGGCCAAGAAUGUGGACGCAGUUGAUUUGACGGAAGCAGAGGGCAUGGAGGAAUUCGUUGAGGGCAGCGGUGGGGAAAAGGAGGAUGUGGAUCGCAAGUGCUGUCGCCAGGGUGGCAAAGGGUCUGGGAACCAAUCUGGCAUGGUUGGGUCACCAGUGAAACGCCGCCGCAGCAGCGGUUCCGGGGCAGCUGCGGUGGCGGUGGAUGUCGGUAGCAUUGCUGCGCUGGCAGAUGUGGCGCCAAGAGAAAGGGUGAACGUGAAGGGGUACUUGAUGUAUAUCCCUGCGGAAGCGAGAACUGUGACAAUGAGGGCGUCAGUGAAAAGCCUGACACAGCAGGAGAAGCCGGUGUGCACACGGUUGCUGGCGGAUCAUGGCAGUGUGGUGCAAGUGUCCUUUUGGGGUGACAUUGCCACCCGCUGGCAAGCGCCCUUGGCUGAGGCAUUGGAAGCUGCAGAGGAAGGAGAGUGGCCAUAUUUGCAGCUGGAGUGUUGCGAAGUGGUUGCAGUGGCAGACAGCUUGCCAUCGCUUCCGCUGAGGAAGCUGCAGUCGACUGGGGGAACUGUGGUUCACAUUUUGCAGCCAGGGGCUCUGAAGAUCAGCCCGGUGGCAGCAAGCGUGAUCUCAGAUUUUUCUGUCUUUGGCAGUUGCGUGAAGACGCCACUAGUAGUUCACGUACAAGGAAAAGCAGACAUGGUGUCACAGCAGCGAUUCAAUCGCGAUGACGUGCCCAUGCGCGAAUUGCGGCUGACAGAUGGAAAGGGCCUUGGUCUCGCGUGCAUGCUAUAUGGAGAUUCGGCAGAGCAACUUGUCCCACAAGGCGCCUUUUUCCCGAUCUUCUACGGCGAAGGUCGUCCACCAUUGCCUGACAAAGAGGCAGAUGGGUAUUUCUGGGGUUUUUGA